This is a messenger RNA of Papaver somniferum (opium poppy), 1590 nucleotides long. RefSeq names its product isocitrate dehydrogenase [NAD] catalytic subunit 5, mitochondrial-like. The record is from RefSeq and is a predicted model, not a curated record. Gene Ontology annotation, biological process: isocitrate metabolic process; tricarboxylic acid cycle. Gene Ontology annotation, cellular component: mitochondrion. Bases 76 to 1233 code for a protein of 385 amino acids. The transcript is spliced from 7 exons. Gene Ontology annotation, molecular function: NAD binding; isocitrate dehydrogenase (NAD+) activity; magnesium ion binding. Lineage: Eukaryota; Viridiplantae; Streptophyta; Magnoliopsida; Ranunculales; Papaveraceae.
GGUCAUUUAGUGGUCUUAUAUUCUUUCUCUGUUCUUUUUUUCCUCUCUGUCCCUCUUCUUCUCUUCUUCCAUUCCAUGGCUUCUCAGGUCAUCAGAAACGCUUUUCGAAGGCAACAGAUCUCCAAAUCAUUCGUGAAAAACCCUAAUGUAACUAGGAUUCUGACAUCUCCUUUCACAACAUCAUCCGAUUCUUCUUCUUCAUCUGACGAUUCUACUCCUCCAAGUUUUCCGAUUACAGCUACUUUAUUCCCUGGUGAUGGAAUCGGACCUGAAAUUGCGGAGUCUGUAAAGAAGGUGCUUACUACAGCUGAUGUACCUAUAGAAUGGGAGGAACAUUUUGUAGGGCAAACGGUAGACCCAAGGACACAGAGUUUUCUCACGUGGGAAAGUUUGGAAUCAGUACGUAGAAAUAAAGUGGGUCUGAAAGGUCCAAUGGCCACCCCAAUUGGGAAAGGUCACAGGUCUUUGAACCUUACACUGAGGAAAGAACUUGGUCUUUAUGCUAAUGUUAGACCUUGUUACAGUCUACCUGGAUAUAAAACCCGUUAUGAUGACGUCAAUCUUGUCACCAUUCGGGAAAACACAGAAGGCGAAUACUCCGGCUUGGAGCAUCAAGUCGUCAGAGGUGUAGUUGAAAGUCUCAAGAUUAUUACUCGACAAGCAAGUCUUAGGGUGGCAGAAUAUGCCUUCCUAUAUGCGAAGACGCACGGACGCAAAAGGGUCUCGGCAAUUCAUAAAGCCAACAUUAUGAGGAAGACCGAUGGUCUUUUCCUUGAGUGUUGUCGUGAGGUUGCAAAGAAGUAUCCUGAGAUAGUUUACGAGGAAGUCAUCAUUGAUAAUUGCUGUAUGAUGCUUGUUAAAAAUCCUGCACUCUUUGAUGUACUUGUAAUGCCUAAUCUCUACGGAGAUAUCAUCAGUGAUCUUUGUGCCGGUUUGGUUGGUGGCUUAGGGUUAACUCCCAGCUGUAACAUUGGUGAGCACGGCAUAGCCCUUGCUGAGGCAGUGCAUGGUUCAGCGCCUGAUAUUGCUGGAAUGAAUAUGGCAAACCCAACAGCUCUUUUACUGAGUGCGGUUAUGAUGCUAAAGCAUUUGAAACUUACGGACAAAGCUGAUAUGAUUCAUGCUGCCAUCAUCAAGACCAUAGCAGAUGGGAAGUACCGAACAGCUGAUCUUGGUGGCUCUUCAUCAACGACAGAUUUUACAAAAGCCAUUUGUGGCAACUUGAAUUUCUAAUCUUAAAAAGUUGAGAUUAGUAUGCAGAUUAUACGAGUGACAUUGUAGAUCAUCUCCAAAUAAAUUGGCCUCCACCCACUGCCACAAUACAUUUUUUUUUUCUUCUUUUCACUUUUAAAGUUAAUAGAGGGUCAGGUGGGAUUUGAACCUGCGACCAAGUGUUGGUUCCGGCAAUGUGCAGUCCUACAAAAGAACAUGCCGCCCAAUCUUUGACACAAGGGUUGAACCUGUAACCUCGUAUUUCUUUCUCACCUCAGUGUUUUGCCGCUGCUUUGAGUAAUUUUCUACUUAACAUUGUUUUUUCUAUUGAAACUUUAAGCUGAAUGAGAAUUUUUAAAGAUUUUGGUUUGAGUGAUA